This is a messenger RNA of Acanthosepion pharaonis, 681 nucleotides long. The record is from the annotation of a GenBank genome assembly. NCBI's taxonomy places the organism in Eukaryota, Metazoa, Mollusca, Cephalopoda, Sepiida, Sepiidae.
AUGUUGAGUGUCUGCCCGUUGACUGCAAUUCUGAACACGUUCAUCAUUGUUGGAAUUCACAUAAAUUUCCUGGCUUUUUAUUUUUCUUUUUGUUAUUUCAAAUUGUUCUUCUUCUUCUUCUUCUUCUUUUUUUUUUCUUUUUCUUUCUUCAAAAAAAAAUUUUGUUGUUCUUCUUCUUCUUUCUUCUUCUUCUUUCUUCUUCUUUUCUUCUUUUUUUUCUUCUUCUUCUUAAACAUCUUCUUUUCUUCUACUUGUUCUUGUUCUUGUUCUUCUUUUUUUCCCUCCUCCUCCUUUUUUUUUUCUUCUUCUUCUUCUUCUUCUUCUUCUUCUUCUUCUUCUUCUUCUUCUUCUUUCUUCUUCCAUAUUUUUUUUAUCAGUCCAUUGCCUGUGCGUCCAACUAUCGAAAUAAACAAGAUUUUUCGUUUCCUCCUGAAUAACAAGUCAUUUUUUAGUAGUAGUAGUAGUACCCUUUUUAAUCUCCUUUACUCUCUCGCCUUCUUUUUAUCUUCUUCAUUCUUUUUUAUCCUUUCUUUUUUCCGUUUAACAUCCCCCACCAGUUCUUUUCUGUUUCUUUCUAUUUUCCUAUCUUCUCUACUUUAUCGCUCCUCCUCCUCCUCUUCUUCAUCUACUACUACUACUACUACUACUACUACUACUACUUCGCUUCCUCCUCUUUCUUGA